CUUGUAAACAAGGGCAAUGUGCUAUUUCGACAGGGUCAUUUCGAUCGGGCCAUCGACAGCUUUCGUGAGGCUCUUCAGGCUGAUGCCUCGUGUGUCGAAGCGAUUUACAACCUCGGCCUUACCUAUAAACACUUGGGCCGUUCCGAGGAGGCAUUAGACGCCUUCUUCAAGCUGCAUGCAGUAUUGCGAAACAGCGCUCCAUUGCAUGGCCUGGUGCCCUCUGAUCCAUUUUUACUGCAACGGAUUGGUGAUGCCUUUGAACGAGAAGGUGACAAAUCUCAGUCUUUUUCAUACUAUUACGACCCUAAUAUGCUCUCCAUGGGGCUGGAUACUGAGUUUGGAUUGUGA
Molecule: messenger RNA, 348 nt
Organism: Protopolystoma xenopodis
Lineage: Eukaryota; Metazoa; Platyhelminthes; Monogenea; Polystomatidea; Polystomatidae
Source: the annotation of a GenBank genome assembly